Beta vulgaris subsp. vulgaris (sugar beet) is the source of this 709-nucleotide messenger RNA. RefSeq lists its product as hypothetical. The record is from RefSeq and is a predicted model, not a curated record. The transcript has 2 exons. Lineage: Eukaryota; Viridiplantae; Streptophyta; Magnoliopsida; Caryophyllales; Amaranthaceae. The coding region runs from base 55 to 300 and encodes 81 amino acids.
CAAGAUGAACCCUAACGUUACAGGAGCGAGGUUUAGGUGGGCAGAGAAAGAAAAAUGGCAAGUGAAGGCAACCCGAACGCGAGGGUUGGGAAUGGAAAUGGGUUCAAAUCCAAACUAAACCACUUCCUUUACAGUGGAGACAAAAAGCAUGUCUUUGCUGGCUUAACCAUUAUUACUGCCAUUUUCGCCGUCCCCUGGUACUACAUGAGCCGAGGGUCUAAGCACCAAUCUCAUCAAGACUAUCUAGAAAAAGCUGACAAAGCGAGGAGCGCACGACUCUCUUCAUCUUCGGCUAAAUAAUGGCACUAUUCAUCAUUAUUUGAUAUGCUGUGGAGCUGCUCAACAUGUUCUCUUCAUCAGCUGUCUGAUAGUGUACUAGCUUCCAAAGCAUUGAUUAGUUACUUUUUUUUUAUGAGUGCAGUGUCUGUUCGUUUUUUUUUUAAAAAAAAUAACUUCAGCGCAGGAUUUGAUUUACAGGAAUAGUUAAUAGCAUACGUUUUUGGUACUUGGUGAGAGAAAUCCUUCUAAAUUUUACUUUCCUAAUGCUCUUUCACUAGUUUUCAGGAUUCUAAGGAAUCCAAAAAUAUGCAUCGUUAGUACAAUAAUACAUUAUUUAGUAAGUUUGUGAGUUUUGCGAACAAACUUUCAACAAUAACUAGUGUUUUGGCCCAGGCUAAUUACAAUUUUCAAAUAUAUUAUUGUUCAUAAA